Molecule: messenger RNA, 730 nt
Organism: Bursaphelenchus okinawaensis
Lineage: Eukaryota; Metazoa; Nematoda; Chromadorea; Rhabditida; Aphelenchoididae
Source: the annotation of a GenBank genome assembly
AUGAACGAGUUGUUGGCGAUUAUCAUAAUCGUCGUGAUAUGUUGCGCCGUCUUCUGUGCCUGGCUUCUCUCCAUGGCCACAUGUCCGGACAAAAUGGUCGAUUGGCUGAAUGGCACUAGCAGGUAAGAAACCAGUCCUUUGUGAUGAAAUUCGAGUUUAGUAAUUCGACAUGCUCAACGUCGUACGAAAGCAAGGAGCUGAUUAAUAAAAACGAUGACAACGGUCACGAUAACAACGCGGCUCGCUGUGCAGCCGAAACCUCCAGCUUCUAUUUACAGCUGGGCCAAGGGAAAGGAAAUCCCAAGAAGUUGAGCGUUGUUCCAGAACAAGAUGAACAAGUAAGCAGAUCAUGAUAACUAGUUUGUAAAAAAUUAAAGCUGUCAGCACAAAACAAUGACUUCUUUUUCUACCUUAUCUUAAAAUACUACUUAUUUUUACUGCAAACAAACUUGAAAUUAGAUAUUCCCUUUGUACAGUACUAAUAUUUUUGAAACAAUAUAAUUUUACACAACGUAACACUUUUUAGCUCACUGUCACUUCCAUUUCUCAAAUACUUUACCCUUCAAUCCACAAACAAGAGGACACUAACAAGACAAACGUCCAAAACUGCUUUAGUCCAGACGAACUGGAAUCCGUCGUUGUGAUUGAAGACGGCCACACUGAUGCGGCCGGCAUCUCCAACCUCCCAGUUCGUUAUCAUUACAGCGCGCCAGCCAUUCACGUGGCCUGA